AUGCAUUGGUCACAGAAGUUUGAAGUCGAUGAAAAACUUGCUGGUUUCGAAGCAAUUACGAUAGAAGAUAACCCAAGUGUGAUUGAUGCCAAGGUAUUUGAGAAAGUCGUGAAAACAAACGACAAUGAUGAUUCGAGCGUCAAGGAGAACCGAGCAAAAACGGCAAGGAAGAGAACAAGGAAUGAAGGGAAGAUUCGGACAAACAAGAAAGAAAAACAACAAGUAGGAGACGGAAACAAGAACGAACAAGGAGAAAAAGACCGAUUUGAAGACAGGGAAGAGAAGGAAGAAAAUGAAACUGAGCACAACGAUUUUCAUCAUCCAACGUAUAGCAUGAAGUAAGUUUUAAGACUUUCCUUGAGUGUUGACAUUCAAAGAAUGUUACUUUCAGAUCGCUCGCCAUUAUUCCCGACCUUCUUGAUGAACCCUGUGACGAUUAUGAUUUGGAUGAUCUGGAGCUGGAUCCAAUCAGAAAUGUGGUCGAAGAAGAGAUGUACUCCGAUUUUUUCAAACAGCAGUUGAAUCAUCUUCCAAUUGACAAAGUCAGUCCCAGUUUUGCAACCCUCAACAUUCAAUUUACUUUAUUCAGAUGUUGAAAGUACAAUCCCUAAAUGACCACAUUUUCCAAGACACUUUAAACUCGUGCAGAGGUCUAAUUUACCCAGACAUGAUCCCUCAAAAUGUCAAGGACUUCUUCAUAUCUAAUAUUGCUUACAAAAGGAACGAUAAGCAAAUCAGUUUCCGGAAACUUCGAGAAUUUUAUCACGCAAAAGAGGUGCUUGAAGUCAAACGGUUUCCUAUAAUAAUUAUUCUCUUUUCAGUUAGCUGCCGUUGUUGUUCCGGCUCAUCUCGUUGAGUUCUAUUAUAAAGAGAAGAACAAUCUCGGCGGUAACUGGCGCCAAGAACGAGUGGAACUUGAACUUUCUAUCGAACCAGAGAUGUUGACAAAAUUGAACGGAUGCGGCAUUUCAUUCAUUUGGUGAGUAGGAAACUUUUGGUUGCUUACUAAGUGUUUCUAUUUCAGCGAUAUUGCCCAUUUCUCGUCACCUCAUACCAAUAAAAUGACGAGCAUGACGAAAAAAAGGAGUGGAAUUGUGUCACAAAAGGAUAAGGAAAGAAUCGAACAAUUGAUUGUUCACGCUAAUCAGCCAAUCGCUCCUAACGAAGAUAACGAUUCUGGCUAUUCGUCGCCAAAUUCGAAAACAAAUUAUAACGACGAACAGAGCUGA
Messenger RNA from Caenorhabditis sp. 36 PRJEB53466, 1229 nucleotides. The record is from the annotation of a GenBank genome assembly. NCBI's taxonomy places the organism in Eukaryota, Metazoa, Nematoda, Chromadorea, Rhabditida, Rhabditidae.